CGGUAUGAACGCGUCGACCACUAUUUUUCGAAGCGCCGAAAUAAAGUUAAGACAGUUCCAAACGCGUUAAAUAAGUUUUAAAUAAUCCGCUUAAAAUAUAAUUGAGUUUAUUUAGGGUAACUGUGCCACAGAAAACAUUUUUUAGGCCAGUUCGCAAGUGCACAGACUCGAAUGUGACAAAAAUAUAUGAAAACAGGAGCUAUACGGCCGCCACCGCGCAACUGCAAAUGUAUUAGUGGUAGCGACUCUACAGGCGCAAUUUAAAGUAAAGAAAAAUAAAUAUAUAUUCCUGUACAUAGCAGUGUUUAUGCAAAAUUGUGAUUUAAAAAAACUCGUAAAUUGACAAACCUUAAUCCACAAAAAAAAAAAAAAAAACAAUUAUGUUGAAGUUUAUACGAGGAAAGGGUCAACAGCCAACAGCUGAACGACAGCGACUACAGAAGGAGCUCUUUGCAUAUCGUAAGACAGCACAACAUGGUUUUCCACACAAGCCCUCUGCGUUGGCGUAUGAUCCAGUAUCAAAGCUUAUGGCUAUUGGAACACAAACCGGUGCUAUAAAAGUAUUCGGUCAACCAGGCGUAGAGCUAUAUGCCCAACAUACAUUAGUCAAUAACUCGACGUCUGAAUUAAACGUUCAACUACUUGAAUGGGUUUAUGGGAGUGGUCGUCUUCUCUCGUUAACUGCAGCAAACCAACUAAUAUUGUGGGAGCCUGUUGGUAUUACAUUAGUGCCAAUUAAAACACUUCCUUUUGAUGGAAAAUUGAAAAAAGUAUCCUCAUUAUGCUGCUCGCUAAGAAAAGAUCUUGUAUGGAUAGGGACCGAAGGUGGCAACAUAUAUCAGUUCGAUCUAAAAUCUUUUACCAUACGUGAACCCGUUAUUUAUCAUGAUGUGGUGUUAGAACAAGUGCCACCGACUUACAAGCUCAAUCCAGGAGCUAUUGAGUCAAUAUGCCAGCUGCCAAACGCACUUAAUAAACUGCUUAUUGCUUACAAUCGUGGACUCUGUGUAUUAUGGGAUAUAGACACGUCGUCUGUAGAGCGUGCCUACAUCGCACCCGGGCACGGUCAAAGUGUUGGACUGUAUGUCAAUAACACUGGCACAGAAUUCACUUGGUAUCACGCAGACGGCUCUUAUGCUAGUUGGCUGAUCGCAAGUGGGGAGCCACCUCAAAAUGUAAACUAUGUUCCCUAUGGGCCAGAUCCAUGCAAAAGUAUUAAUCGGCUUUAUAAGGGCAAGCGGAGUGUCAAUGAUGUAAUCAUUUUUUCUGGAGGAAUGCCGCGUUCGGCCUACGGUGAUCACAACUGUGUUUCGGUGCAUUCCAGCGAUGGCAAAAAAAUCUGCCUUGAUUUUACGUCCAAAGUAAUUGAUUUCUUUGUAACAUACAAGGAAGAAAGCGAGGAUUUGCAAGUGCUUGUUGUAUUGCUUGAAGAAGAGUUUUGCGCCUAUGAUCUCACUGAUGCAAAAGUUCCAGCUGUUAAAGCUCCUUAUCUGCACUCGGUACAUGCCUCAGCAGUCACAUGUAAUUACCUAGCCUCUCAAGUCACGCAGACAGUGUAUAAGCAUAUUUUACGCGCUGGUGAUGAACAGGAUAUAGAGUUCAGUAGUAUUGAUUGGCCCGUAACAGGUGGUGUGCUACCAGAAGGAGUCGCACAGUGCGAUGAAAAUGAGACAACAAUGGAGUACGAAAUACUUUUAACUGGUCAUGAAGACGGUUCCGUUAAGUUCUGGGAUUGCUCUGGAGUUCUCUUAAAACCGAUAUAUAAUUUUAAGACAGCAAAUAUUUUUGGUCAUGAAAAUCACGAUGAAGCAGCUGCAAUUGAAUGCAAUGAACUUGAUGAGAGUGAACCACCUUUUCGAAAAGCCGGUCUAUUUGAUCCAUAUUCCGACGAUCCUCGCUUAGCAGUAAAAAAAAUUGCACUGUGUCCCAAAACAGGUCAUUUAAUUGUGGGUGGCACUGCUGGACAAAUUGUCAUAGCAGAUUUUGACGGAGACUCCAUAGAGCACGUUACGUUAAAGCUUAGUUCCAUGAACUUGGUUAGCGAUCGCGAUGGUUUUGUGUGGAAAGGUCAUGAUCAACUAAACGUUCGUCCAAAUUUAUUAGAAGAAGAUGCUUUGCCAAUUAGUGAAAAUGGCGUCAACAUAACAGGGGUGUUACAAGUACUUCCACCAGCUAGCAUUACGUGUCUAGCGUUAGAAGCUAACUGGGGAUUAGUCUCCGGAGGUACUGCGCACGGCUUAGUGUUGUUUGACUUUAAAAACUUUGUGCCAGUUUUUCACCGCUGUACAUUAAAUCCAAACGAUUUGACUGGUGCCGGCGAGCAGCUUUCUCGACGUAAAUCGUUUAAGAAAUCGCUUCGCGAAUCAUUCCGAAAACUGCGCAAAGGAAGAUCAACUCGUAACAAUCCCAACAAUCAGGUUCCAACUACAUUGGAAGCGCGACCUGUUGAAAGACAAAUAGAGGCGCGAUGCACAGACGAUGGUAUGAGUUCUAUGGUGCGAUGCUUGCUCUUUGCUAAAACCUAUAUAACCAACGUUAAUAUAACCUCCCCCACCUUGUGGUCUGCAACGAACGCCAGCACCGUUUCGGUGUUUCUUUUACAUUUGCCACCCGCACAAACUGCAGCAACAACUGGCCCACCUGCUAGUGGUAAUGCCACGCCGCAGUCUCCACGACGUAUUUCUGCACAACUGGCCAAGGAAAUUCAGCUAAAGCAUCGUGCGCCUGUUAUAGGCAUUUCUAUUUUUGACCAAAGUGGCUGUCCUGUUGACCAGCUUAAUUAUGGCGAAAAUGGUACACCGCCGCAUCGUGUCUUGAUUGCUUCUGAAGAACAGUUUAAGGUUUUCUCACUACCACAAUUAAAGCCUAUAAACAAAUAUAAGCUUACGGCUCAUGAAGGAGCCCGUAUACGUCGCAUCCAUUUUGGCUCAUUUAGCUGUCGCGUCUCACAUGAGCUUUUGCAAAGUCUUACCGGAAGCAGCCCUACAAAAUCUACGAGAUCAAAUGAUGGUGGCGAUGGAGCGGCAAAUACAAGUCUAGCAUCGGCAGCUUGCAAUAGUGAAAUUUAUCAUGAGAUGGCAUUGAUUUGUUUGACCAACAUGGGGGACAUCAUGGUUUUAUCAGUGCCAGAGCUAAAGCGCCAAUUAAAUGCAGCUGCAGUGAGGCGUGAAGAUAUCAAUGGUAUUUCAUCGCUUUGCUUUACCAAUAGCGGCGAGGCAUUGUAUAUGAUGUCGUCUUCAGAAUUGCAACGGAUUGCUUUGGCCACCUUCCGGGUCGUACAGCCAACUGGAAUGGUUCCGGUAGAACCUUUCGAGAGCGAAGGCAACGUAUCCACAAUGCCCACAAAUGAUGACGAUAAUAGCGAUAAAGAAGUCGAUUCAAACGAUGAUAGUGUCGAAAACGGUAUCAGUGCAACCAUACCCCACCCACCAAUUGCCAAGCAACGCGCCAAGCCGCUAGAGCUUAGCAUUGAAAACAAUAUCUCUCCACUUACUAAUGGUUUAAACAGCGGUAAUUCACCUAAUCGAGCCAAUGAGACAAUCACCAGCUCUAUAGGUGAUAUAACUGUCGACUCUGUGCGUGAUCACUUAAAUUCCACUACCACAACGCUAUGUUCAACAACUACAGAGGAAACUGUCGGUCGGCUGUCAGUGCUUAGCACGCAAACAAACCAAGCCACCGCCAGCGUUAAUAUAAAGGAUAUACCUAAUAUAAAUAUACCCAAUUUAUUCGAUUUGGCGUCAAAAGGUAAUACCACGGAAACGAGCACUAGCUCUGUUGUCAUAAAGUCUGUCAUAACGAGUAUAUCACAUGAAAACACAAACGGGGAAAACGAAACUUUAAAGACUCAAACUACAGCGCAUGAGAGCACAUACAGAUACCGUACAUCCAGGUGGAAGCGAGUGGGUGAAAGGAAUAUGAGUGAACACACAGGAGGAAUUGGUUCCCACUUGGCCAUGGUGCAGCAACAUAUUUCAAGCAUACCCGCUCCAUAUCCAUAUAUAGGCAGCCAAGCUUUGUCCGGAUUUAUUUAGGAUAGAUGUUUACAAAUUCCAGUCUACAAAAUUUGAAGCUUAAUAUAAUCACAAAAUUUUUAUAUGGUAUAGUUAAGGGUUUUAUCCCGAUAU
Messenger RNA from Drosophila novamexicana, 4127 nucleotides. It is a transcript of the gene l(2)gl, whose product is annotated as protein lethal(2) giant larvae. The record is from RefSeq and is a predicted model, not a curated record. Gene Ontology annotation, cellular component: cortical actin cytoskeleton; plasma membrane; cytoplasm. The transcript has 10 exons. Lineage: Eukaryota; Metazoa; Arthropoda; Insecta; Diptera; Drosophilidae. The coding region runs from base 381 to 4034 and encodes 1217 amino acids. Gene Ontology annotation, biological process: establishment of spindle orientation; regulation of Notch signaling pathway; regulation of protein secretion. Gene Ontology annotation, molecular function: myosin II binding; syntaxin binding; GTPase activator activity.